Molecule: messenger RNA, 2145 nt
Organism: Pneumocystis jirovecii RU7
Lineage: Eukaryota; Fungi; Ascomycota; Pneumocystomycetes; Pneumocystales; Pneumocystaceae
Exons: 12
Coding region: 1-2145 (714 amino acids)
Biological process (GO): tRNA export from nucleus; protein phosphorylation
Cellular component (GO): cytoplasm
Molecular function (GO): protein kinase activity; ATP binding
Source: RefSeq, a predicted model, not a curated record
AUGGAGCUCUUGAAAUCAGCAGCAACGUUUCUUUCAAAGGGAUCUAAUGAUUUCGGAUAUAAUUUUGAAGAGAAAAUUGAUUUACCAGCAGAUAGUUUUUGGCAACUUUAUAAUGGGACACGAAAGGAAGACGGAAUGGAAUGCAGUUUAUUUGUCUUUGAAUCAGCGUCUUUUCCCGGGAAAUGGGACUUGGCACAUAAUGCGUUAUUGAAAUUGCGUGGACUUCGACAUCCACAUAUUAUUCAGUAUUUAAGCAGUAAAGAAAUUGAAGGAAACUCUAUUACAAUUGCUACAGAAAGAGUUACACCGUUGAUCCGGGACAUUAAAAGAAAGAUUAUUAGUGAGGAGGUGCUUGUAUGGGGCCUUUACCAAGUAUCUAUUGCUAUUAAUUUUAUCAAUGAAAAUGCACAAUCUAUCCAUGGAAAUCUUCGAUUGUCCUCAGUAUUUGUUAAUGAAAGUGGCGAAUGGAAAGUGUUUGGUCUGGAACUAUUCAGUCCAAUUAAAGAGGACAAUACUAUUUUAUAUACAUAUGGUGGGUGUAUUCUUGAUUCAUCUAAAUAUAUGCCGCCGGAAAUUCAAGACAAAGGCUGGAAAUAUUUAAAAGGAAUAUCAUCAAAAACAGCUGUUGAUGCAUAUCAUUUAGGUUGUUUAAUAUAUGAAAUUUUUAAUGGAGCAUUUAAAACGCCAUCUGAUUUAAUUCAAAAGGGAAGAAUACCACAUAAAUUAUUUAAUACUUAUAAAAAACUUUUAAUUCCAAAUCCAACUCUUCGGUUAUCUAUUUCAAAAUUCAUUAAUUGUGGACAUAACAAUGAAGGAUUUUUUCAAACAGAGCUUAUCGAAUGUUCAGAAUUUCUGGAACAUUUUUUUGUAAAAGAUAAAGAACAAGUAAAUACAUUUUUAAGAAAAAUCAAUGAUUCUAUUGACAAAUUUCCUGAAACAUUUCUCAAGUUUAAAAUUCUUCCAAGUUUAAUUAGAUCAUAUGAAUUUAGUGGAGGAGGAGAUAAAUUAUUUUCUUUAAUUUUAAAUGUUGGAACUCUUCUUACUCAAGAUGAUUAUAAGUCUAUGAUAUCUCCGUUUAUAGUUCGUAUGUUUUCAAAUCAAAAUAGAUCAAUAAGACUUUGUCUCCUUGAAAAUUUUCCAAAUUAUAUCAACCAUAUAUCCGAUAUAAUAAUAAAUGAUAAAAUAUUUCCAAAAAUGGUAUUAAUCAUCUUUAUAACAAUAAUUAAUAUUUUUAAGCUUACAGGAUUUAAUGACAUUGUUCCGUUAGUACGUGAAGAAACUAUUAAAGCUAUAGUUACUAUAAUAUCAAAAUUAUCAGAACAUAAUAUUAAUAAUGAAUUAUUGAAAUAUUUAAUAAGAACACAUAAUGAUGAACAACCUAAAAUAAGAACAAGUACAAUUAUAUGUUUAGGAAAAAUUGGAAAACACCUUAAACCAAAUAAUUGCCGUAGGAUUUUAAUACCGGCAUUUACAAAAUCUCUUCAAGAUCCAUUUAUUUAUACGCGAAUUGCUACUUUAAUCGCUCUUAACGCAACCUGUGAUUUAUUUGAUGAAUCUGACUGUUGUUUAAAGCUAAUUCCAACUAUAUCACCAGUACUUAUAGAUGCUGAAAAAUCUGUACGAUUACAGGCAAAAAAGACUAUCGAUUUGUAUUUACAAAGAGCAUUGAAAUUAAUAUCUAUAAUUGACGAUACCUCAAAGACUGAUAAUUCUGAUUCUUUAAACACAUAUGAACCGAAAGCAACUUCCAAAACAAAUUUAUCAGUUUCAAAAAAUAAUUCAAAAGUUAAUGAUAAAUAUGAAAAUUGCUAUGAUGAUAUAUAUGAAACACGUUUUCAAAACACAUCAAAUGUUUCUUAUAUGUAUAAUGCAGAAAAUAUAACAGCUGAAAUCAAAACUAGUAAUGAUAUAGAUACAUGGAAUGAUAUUAAUACUAGUAAUAAAACAGAUGAUUUAUUAAUGCUUGGUACUGUAAAUCAAAAUGAAAAUUAUAUGAGUAACGCUAAAAAACAUACUACUUUUCAACCGAAUAAGUUAACUUCCAUAAAACUUGAAACAAAUAAAAAUACAGACAAUCAAUGGGAACAAAAUGUUUGGGAUAACUGGGACGACAGCGAUGAUGAUAAUUGGAAACUAGAUGAGUAA